AUGCAGUUCAAACACGUUGUCACAUUCGUUGCAUUCGUUCUUAUUGUGCAAGAAUGCAACACUCUAACGGUGAGCGACCUCUUUGGAAGACUCAAAGACCGCCAAAGAGAGCAAGACGCGAUUAUUGAAAAAGCACUUGAGCGUAACAUCGCCUCCGAUACUCCAUUAAUGGUAGAUAAAACAUAUGUUAGAUCAGUUGGAACAGUAGCAGGAAGACAAAUAAUUCCACGUCGUUGGACAUAUGGCGAAAAGAUCGACGCGAUCAGCGUAGACGAGGACGGAGUUGCGAUUCCAGUCCGCGCAAGACCAUCUCUCAGCAGCAUAUUAAACCGCCGAUUCGGAAACUAA
Messenger RNA from Caenorhabditis bovis, 348 nucleotides. NCBI's taxonomy places the organism in Eukaryota, Metazoa, Nematoda, Chromadorea, Rhabditida, Rhabditidae. The record is from the annotation of a GenBank genome assembly.